Coccidioides immitis RS is the source of this 1724-nucleotide messenger RNA. Its product is annotated as amino acid transporter. Gene Ontology annotation, biological process: amino acid transmembrane transport. The record is from RefSeq and is a predicted model, not a curated record. Gene Ontology annotation, molecular function: amino acid transmembrane transporter activity. Lineage: Eukaryota; Fungi; Ascomycota; Eurotiomycetes; Onygenales; Onygenaceae. Gene Ontology annotation, cellular component: vacuolar membrane. The transcript is spliced from 9 exons. Bases 105 to 1505 code for a protein of 466 amino acids.
CACACACAUAUCCCACACAUAUUCUUUCUCCCUGUGGGCCAAGCACCUGUAUAAAGGAAGAUAAAGUUUUUGGGUUAUCAGGACCAGCAGUAGGCCUUUCGAGAAUGGCGAUCACAGUAGGGACUGAUACAAAACCAGUUGAGGGACUCGGAGGAGAUGGAUUGGUCCAUGAGAGAGGUGAUAUCGAGAAAGACACCCAGAGUGUGGAAUAUCUACCCGGCUACGAUGUCAGACAGAACGAUCAGAACGACCCGUUUGGCAAUGAAGAGUUCGCGGACGUCAAGUACAAAGUGAUGACUUGGUGGCAAUGCGGAAUGAUCAUGAUUGCGGAGACCAUUUCCCUCGGGAUUUUAUCAUUGCCUUCGGCGGUGGCAGCUUUGGGCCUGGUUCCUGCUAUCAUAAUCAUUAUUGGGUUGGGCAUAUUAGCGACCUACACUGGAUACGUUAUCGGCCAAUUCAAGAUGAGGUAUCCGCAUGUCCAUAACAUGGCGGAUGCCGGAGAAAUCCUCUUUGGGCGCAUUGGACGUGAGAUUCUUGGAGGAGCCCAGCUUCUCUUCCUGAUAUUCAUCAUGGGCAGCCAUGUGCUCACGUUCAUUGUGAUGGCAAAUACCAUCAGUGAUCAUGGAACCUGCAGCAUUGUAUAUGGCGUUGUGGGCAUGAUCGUCUCGCUCAUCUGCACGUUGCCACGGACGUUGAAGAACGUAUCCUGGCUAUCGAUUUCAUCGUUCAUCAGUAUCUUCGCUGCGGUGAUGAUAACUAUGAUCGCGAUCGGUAUCGAGCGGCCGGGAAAACAGGUCGACGCCACGGUCGAAGCAAGCUUCUAUCACGCUUUCCUCGCGGUGACGAACAUCAUCUUUGCAUAUGCCGGUCACGUUGCCUUCUUCGGGUUCAUCUCUGAGCUGAAAGAACCCGAAGGGUAUCCCAAAGCCUUAUACUUGCUCCAGACGACAAAUACCAUACUAUAUACCGUCACUGCGGUGGUGAUCUAUAGAUAUGGAGGAAGAGAUGUCGCCUCUCCAGCACUGGGGUCCACGGGCCCUAUCGUCCGAAAAGUAGCGUAUGGGAUUGCCAUACCGACGAUUGUGAUCGCUGGUGUGAUCAAUGGCCACGUUGCCGUGAAGUACAUAUAUGUGCGGAUUUUCCGCGGCACUGAUCACAUGUCCAAGAGAAACUUCCUCUCGAUUGGCACCUGGGUUGGUCUUGCAGUACUGUUGUGGGUGCUCGCUUGGAUUAUCGCAGAGGCGAUCCCGGUGUUCAACAACCUCCUAAGCUUGAUUACCGCGCUGUUUGCCAGUUGGUUCACUUACGGACUUAGCGGCGUUUUCUGGCUCUAUCUGAACUACGGCAAGUACACAUCAUCGCCGAGAAAGAUAUUCCUCACGGUGUUGAAUGUGUUUGUGUUUUGCGCAGGUGCUGCAAUUUGCGGAUUGGGCCUGUAUGUCUCCGGACGGGCAAUACGCGAGAGUUCCAGCGGCGCUUCAUUUUCAUGUGCGAACAAUGCCUGAGUCAUGUUACCGUGAAGCGUUGCAUUUUUUUUUUCUUUUUUUCCCUUAAUGGACUGGUUUUGAAUUUGUCCACAUCCUCGCAUCUGACACUAUCCGGUUCGGCGAACGGCGAACCAAAUUAUCCUAACACCGAGGCCGAAUGAUACCCCAUGAGCAGUUGUAAGAUAGAGCGACAUGUAUAUAGAGCUACCUAGAAAGCAUGGAUUACUACCCUUUUUU